ACAAGCCGUUUUUGUUUCAUUUUCCUUGUAGAAUAGUUUUAUUUUUAUACCCUCCAGUGAGUGCAUUUCUUUGUUCUGGCUUUUCGUGAACCCGGUUGUCUGUAGGCAACACCAACAAAGACCGGCGUAACCAGCAGUGCAAGCCGCGAAAGAGACGCACAACAUGGCAGGUUCUCCGGUUGUGACCCCCAACUCCAUCCGUGACAAGUCGAGCCGUUUCUAUGUGGUGUCGUGGAUCAACAGGCUGCUCAAAACAGACUUCAAAAAUGUGCAAGAGAUGGGAACAGGUGCAUGCCAGUGUCAGAUGAUGGACUGCACUUUUCCUGGCUCCAUUGACAUGGCUAAGGUGAAGUUUGAUGCACAGAGUAAAGAAGACUUCAGGCACAAUUUCAGUCUUCUUCAGGAUGCCUUCAAACUGAAGGGUGUUAAAAAGACCAUCCCAGUUGACGGGCUCAUAGAGGGAGAUUUCAAAACCUGCUAUGAGUUCAUGAAGUGGUUAAAACUUUUUUACACAGAAAAUACAAAAAAUAAAGAAUCUACUCCUGUGAAAGCAACAAUUUGUAACAGCGAGGAGAUAGCUCCAGUUUCACCAUCUUCAGAGAACUCAGACAUGGAAACAAACGGCACUGAAAGGACAACUAAAACUUUUCCGUACACUGAAAAGUGGAAGGAGGAAUACGGUUGGGCCGAUCCCAGCCCCCUGGGAGAGCAGCACACCUACUGCUCCAUCUGCCACACCAACCUGGCUUCGUACAGGAGGGGCGCUGUUGAGCUGCAGCGGCACAUGGAAACAAACAAACACCAAAAAAGGGCAAAAGAUUUCCAAAUGUGUCAAAAUAAAACUGAAGUCGGCGAGCGAUUCCCCUGCAGCGACGCGGCUGUCCGCUUCAUUUUCAACCGCUGCUACACCGGGUCUGCUAAAGGCGAGCAGGUCUCCAGACAUUUUGCACGCUGUAAACUGGGGCUGAAGUACCCCAAAGACCUCGUCGCUGUUAGCAACCGCACUCCUUACUGUGUUUACGUUUACGAAGCACUGGCAGCUGGAAAUGACGACACUGUUGCCGUCGUUCUGUUGGGCUUUUUCGACUCUGAGUCCUCUGGUCACCGCAUCUGUCUUCUGGACGCUGUUGAGUCGGAGGACGGAGCCGGAGACCAAACAGCAGCGGCGGUGGUGCAGGCCUUGAAAAGACUCGAGCUUUCCACCGAUAACCUCGCUGUUUGUUACCCCGGUGAUGGUGAAGCUUCGGAGCAAAUCUGCUCACAUCUCAGGGAGCUGAACCCGAACAUAAUAGCCUUAGGAGGCCUGUACACUAUUGCUGAUGCUGCGUAUCACGCUGGGGUUCAGGAGCUCCCCAGUGAAAUCCAGGAGCUGCUGGUCGACUUGUAUGCUCACUACUCCUCUUGCUCUACGAAGAACGACAACCUCAAGGCUCUCUUCGACUCAGAUAUCACUAAAAACAGCAAGCCAUUUUACCUCAGCAUCAGCUGCCUUAGAUUCCACCAGCUGGUCACCAAAUUGACAGAAAUAUGGAGUGAUUUGAUACUUUACUUCAGUUCCUGUCCUGAGGAUGAAGAAAAAGGCAAGUCAUUGUGUUCCCAGCUGAAGAAUCCCAAAGUCAAGGCGAUGUUUAUGUUGCUGGACUACGCAUUAAAGCCACUGGAAACAUUUCAAAAGCAAAUUCAGGAGUCGUCCUGGGCUAAGAUGCCACUCAUCCUGGAAGAAGCCAGCAUGUUGCUUAGCACAUACACGUCUCGCUUCCUUCAGCCCAAUGCUGCCGCUCGCUACCUCAACGAGCACAAUGCUCAAAUCCUGAAAAACAAGAAGCACCACCUCUCAGGCCCAGACCUCAAUCUGGGUGGUAAAGACAUGGAAGAUUUCCUAAAAACAGAGAAGGCUGCAGAGGUUUUGCCACAGCUACAAGAAGAGCUGCUGCUGUUUUAUGUUGCAGCAACAUGUUGCAUCGCAGAGGAGUUGCCUUUAAGCGACACGGUGCUAAGAAACAUUGCUCAGCUGCUAAACCCGGAGAGCAGCCUGAAGGUUACCGAUGUAGCCAUGGAGGAGCUUGGGAGGAAGCUGGAAGUCUGCAGCUCCCCUGAGGAGGUCAGGCAGCUCAAACAGGAGUUCAGGGAGUAUCAGCAGGCGGAGGAGGAGAGGAGUAACCAGGGAGUGAAUGGAGACACACUGGAGAAUCACUGGGCGAGGGUACUUGAAGGCACAAAGCUCACCUCAGUGUUCAGGAAGCUGGUUCUGACCCUGCUGUCAUUCCCAUGUCCUCCACUGGAUGCUCAACAUGUUUUAUCCCAGGCUUUAGACAACAAUGAUGUUGCUCCGUGUUCUGAGAGUGAUAGCGUCACAGAAAGCGAAAGUGAGGUCAUACCUGACCGUGUUCUCACUAACGGCAGCAAAAAAGACCUCCACCUUUACGCCGCCGCUUUGAAUGGCUUCGAUUUGAAGCCUUGUGAAGUCCGCCUUAUCAAAAUAAACGAUUGUGAUGGUUUGAUAAACGGCUCUCUGUCACAUGAGGGAGUUUGGAGGGGAGGUCAUGGCUGGGAGAGCAGCUUACGCCAGAAACCACAGGCCCGAAAAGUCUUUCAGGCUGGUGUUGGUACCUGGUCCAAACCCAUUGGCCUAAUUAAAGGCCGCAAAAGUGGUGCGGACUCCAUAGAUGAAGAGCUUGAAGGAAUCUCUCCGUCCAGUAAAAACACUCCAUCCAAAGGUCAAUACCAGGAUGGGAAAGGAUUCUCUGUGGGGGAACUGGUGUGGGGGAAACUGACUGGGAUGUCCAUGUGGCCUGGACUGGUGAUGCCAUGGAAAUCCAAGCACGCUCCUCCAGGCAUGCGAAGGGUGGAAUGGUUCGGCGAUGGGAUGUUUUCAGAGGUCAGCACAGAAAGGCUGAAGCCAUUUAGUUUCUUCACUUUGUGCUUCUGCAAAAACUCCUUUGCCAGUCUGCCGGUCUAUAAGGACGCCAUCUACCAAAUCUGUGAGUUGGCAGCUGAACGAUCUGGGAAGUCUUUUUCUAAGGCAGAAGGUGAUAAAGAGCGAGAGCUGAAGAUGAUGGUAGAUUGGGCUUCUGAAGGAUUUCUGCCUACAGGAGCCAAGGGAUUUGCACCUCUUGAAGAAUCCUCUUCAAAUCAAGAUCCUAGCGACUCUCCUUCCUCCGACUAUCAACCUCCACCAAAACGAAAAUAUGUCUAUAAAAACAGGGCAGCAGCCCCCAACACCCCUUACAAUAGAGAAUCACUGAAAGAAAAGGUGAAAGAAAAAGGCAAAACAAUUGAAGAUUUCUGCUUGUCUUGUGCAUCAUCUGAGAUCGAUGUCCAGCAUCCCCUGUUUAAAGGCGGUCUUUGUCUAAGAUGCAAGGAGAACUUCACAGAGACGCUGUAUCGUUACGAUGAAGAUGGCUACCAGUCGUAUUGCACGGUUUGCUGCGCGGGCUUGGAGGUCAUUCUGUGUGGGAACGCCAGCUGCUGCAGGUGUUUCUGUAAGGACUGCCUGGACAUCCUGGUAGCCGAAGGAACCUUCGACAAACUGAAAGACAUCGACCCCUGGAGCUGCUUCAUGUGUGAUCCAUCGCAGUGCGACGGAAACCUCAAACUGAGACCAGACUGGAGCGUCAAAAUUCAGGAUUUAUUCACUAAUAACAGCGCCAUGGAGUUUGAGCCUCACAGGAUUUACCCAUCUAUCCCUGCUGAUCAACGAAAGCCACUCAAAGUGCUCUCGCUUUUUGAUGGGAUUGCAACAGGAUAUCUGGUGCUCAAAGACUUGGGCUUCAAGAUCAAAAGAUACAUCGCUUCUGAGAUCUGUGAUGACUCGAUUGUUGUGGGAAUGAUUAAGCACGAGGGGAAGAUUGAAUAUGUGAACGACGUCCGCACCAUUACAAGAAAACAUCUGGCUGAAUGGGGCCCUUUUGACCUCCUGAUCGGAGGCAGCCCAUGCAACGACCUGUCCAUGGUCAACCCACUGAGAAAAGGACUCUUUGAGGGCACCGGGAGACUCUUUUUCGAGUUCUACCGCAUUCUGACCCUGUUGAAGCCAAAGGAGGACGACAACCGUCCAUUCUUCUGGCUCUUUGAGAACGUGGUUUUGAUGAGCGCCCACGACAAAACCGACAUCUGCAGGUUCCUGGAGUGCAACCCAGUGCUUGUUGAUGCAGUGAAAGUCAGCCCUGCUCACAGAGCACGAUACUUCUGGGGAAACAUACCUGGAAUGAGCAGACCUCUGGCUACCUCUCUUGAUGAUAAGGUCACUCUGCAGGAUUGUUUGGAAGUUGGUCGGACGGCAAAGUUUGAUAAAGUUCGCACAAUCACAACAAAGUCUAACUCCAUAAGGCAAGGGAAGAUGGGGCCACUUCCUGUCUCCAUGAACGGAAAGGAGGACUACUUGUGGUGCACUGAAAUGGAACAGAUCUUUGGCUUCCCCAAACACUACACUGAUGUGAACAACAUGAGCCGGAUGCAAAGGCAGAAGGUUCUGGGUCGCUCCUGGAGCGUUCCCGUGAUUCGCCACUUAUUCGCGCCGCUGAAGGAUUAUUUUGAAUGUGAAUAGGAGCAGUGAGGCGAUCCUGAGGCGGAUCAGCAGCGGUAAACCCAACGCCUUAUCUCUUGGUGCUUUAAUAGUUUAGAUUCUCUGGGCUUCUUUCUCCUUUAGAUCCAGUUUGGCGUUUUGUCUCUUAACUUUCUCUAACCCUUUGACUGCCAGCAGCCAGGGUCGUCUUUCUACAUGUUUUAUUUUUCUACUUAUUUGUGUUUUUGUUUGUUUUUGUUUUUUUAUGCUGCGAUCCGAUGGUGUUACUCAGAACACAGGCCUGUGUCACAAAGUGAGAUGAGACAAUUAGCGCCACAUCUCCAGGUUUAGCUCAGGUUUUUCAUCACUACUGACAUGUUUACAAUUUUGCAUCGCCAUGGCAACAGCACAAACUGACUAGAAAAGCAGCAAUCUGCUACAUGAUUUGAUUUAGAAACAAAAUAAGUUUAUUUAAAAACACUAUUAACCGCACACAGUUUUUAACUUUGUAUAAACACAACACAAUUAUAAAUCAGCAUCAUAAAGUACUUUUUAAUCUGCAGUUAUGUUAAAGAAAUUAUUGAGAUUAGAUUAAUCAUGUGACCAAAAAGCUAAUUUUUAACUCCUGCUUGAUGUUUUGUCCAUUUUAAUCUGCAAUCAGAUACUUUAUCCUAAUUAGCUUUUCUUUUUUAUAUCCAGGUGUUUAAAAAAUUAUUUUUCCAGGCCUUAUCUAUGGCUUUUGCAUUUUUAUUGCGGCUUAAAGCAAAGUUUAGCUCACUCCUGUGAUUAAUUAUCACAUAUAUUUUUAUCCCUGUGUCUGAGACCCCUCUAAGGUUCAGAUGACCUACAUUUGCUACUGUAACAAGGCAAAAACAGGACAAAUUUGGAAAAUUUCAGUUUUACAAUGCAAUUAACACACUGUUCAAUGUCAGUCCGCAAGAACCGAUGUCCUGAUUAAUGAUUUAACACGACUGAACCUAAUGAGUGUUAACUAGGCGUCUGCAGACCUCAAUGACAUGUUGAGGAGGUAAACUAUGGAGCUCAAAUGGGGCCAUAAAGAUUGUUCACUUUAUAUUGAAUUUAAAGAAAAGUUUGGGAAAAUGGGGCGUGCCUUGGUGGCGUAGUGGUUAGCGCGACCCAUAUUUGGAGGUCUUGAGUCCUCGACGCGGCCGU
Messenger RNA from Xiphophorus maculatus (southern platyfish), 5677 nucleotides. RefSeq lists its product as uncharacterized. NCBI's taxonomy places the organism in Eukaryota, Metazoa, Chordata, Actinopteri, Cyprinodontiformes, Poeciliidae. The record is from RefSeq and is a predicted model, not a curated record. Gene Ontology annotation, cellular component: nucleus. Bases 164 to 4546 code for a protein of 1460 amino acids. Gene Ontology annotation, molecular function: DNA binding; protein binding; DNA (cytosine-5-)-methyltransferase activity, acting on CpG substrates. Gene Ontology annotation, biological process: negative regulation of transcription by RNA polymerase II. The transcript is spliced from 26 exons.